This is a messenger RNA of Truncatella angustata, 1531 nucleotides long. Its product is annotated as KptA family-domain-containing protein. The record is from RefSeq and is a predicted model, not a curated record. Bases 379 to 1368 code for a protein of 329 amino acids. Lineage: Eukaryota; Fungi; Ascomycota; Sordariomycetes; Amphisphaeriales; Sporocadaceae. Gene Ontology annotation, biological process: tRNA splicing, via endonucleolytic cleavage and ligation. Gene Ontology annotation, molecular function: tRNA 2'-phosphotransferase activity. The transcript has 2 exons.
UCAGAUAAUACUUUUUAGGAGCUUUUUUUAGCCCUCUAAAUUGUGCCACUACAAACGCUGCCCAAGCUUCACGUCACCUUCAGUUUUAUAUUCACUUGGCUAACACCACAACAAAAUAGACAUCACACUGUGGAUCGCCGAUGCAGAUCCUGUGAAAACCAUCUCAGACUGGCUGCACAUAUUCCAUCCCGAGUAUCUGCACGCUUGCCAUACUCGUGUUUGUUCAACAGCACGAUUUUUGCGACAGCUGUGACGCCUCAGUCUUUCUUCACCCCACAUCCUUUUCUACUUCUUCUGAGACGAACGUCCCAACAACAAAGUCUCACAAGCAAACACAACAAGCUCACGCACUCCGCACUCCACCGUCAAGAAUUCACAAUGGCUGCAAACGACGAGUUUGCAGAUACUCAAGACCAGAUGGAAACCCUCACCCUCAAGGGCAAGCCUGAUGGCCGUGGCCGUGGAGCUGGCGCUCCUAGACAGCCCAAAGCUGCUGGUGGCGGCGGUGCAAACGACUCAAAGCACCGUGAAUUCCUUAUAAGCAAGGCUCUCAGUUUGCUUUUGCGACACAAGGCUGCUGAGGCUGGUAUCGAGCUGGACAGUGAGGGCUUUACUCGCUUGGACAAGGCACUCCAGUGGCAGAGACUGAAGAGUCUCAAACCCACCUUCGCCGAGAUCAAGGCUGUCGUCUCAGACAAUGCCAAGCAACGCUUUCACAUGAAGCCUACUCCAGGAUCUGACGACCCGGACUCCACCAACCCGGCUGAAUGGCUCAUUCGCGCCAAUCAAGGACAUAGUAUCAAACUCGAUAGUGAAGGUCUGCAUACACCCAUUACGCUUGAGGCUGGUAACAUUCCGGACGUCGUCGUCCAUGGCACCUACUUCGCAUUUUGGCCCAAGAUUGUCGAGAGUGGUGGCUUGAAGAAGAUGACCCGCACCCAUGUCCACUUCGGUACAGGACUGCCCGAGGAUGGCAAAGAGGGCUCGCAGGUUCAUGAUGAGGCCGAUGAAGUCGCUGUGGAGGCUACCAAGGAGGCUGAAAGACCGAAAGUCAUCAGCGGCAUGCGAAGCGAUGCCGAAGUCCUUGUCUUUGUCGAUGUCGCAAAGAGUCUCGAGGACGGCGAAAUGAAAUGGUGGCUGAGUUCCAAUGGUGUUGUCUUAACAGAGGGCAAUUCGGAAGGCGUGGUCCCCUUGAAGUAUGUCAAGGAGGCACGAGGCCGCAGGCAAGGUGUGGGUGAGCUCUGGAAGAAUGGUGAGAAGGUUGCCGAUCUUCUGCCUUCUGUUGUGGCUAGAAUCCCGAUGGGUAAGAAUCGACAUGGCCGUGGUAGCAAGGGUGGCCGCAGAAGUGGCGUGAAAAGCGCUGCUUAGAAAGCUCGUUGAUAUGAUACCAUCUUCUCGGCCAUCUUCGGCAGAUUGUACAGACCAUGAAGUUUGUAUCACAGUCUCAACAUAGAGUAGACUGAACUCCAGACCAUGAAGUUUGCAUUGCAGUCUUAACACAGGAUCGACUGAAUAAUGAUAAGUAUCGAAA